GUUAACUUCCGUAUUCAGUCACUUGUCGUGUAUGACAGCGUCCUAUAGGCUAAAACAACCUUCAAUUCAAUCGCGUACUGCUUUUCUGUAGUUCAUGUUUUAUGAAUAAUUUUAAUGCGUAGUUGUAUGUAGUCUUAUCAAAGAUAGAUUGUUAUGUGUGUUUCCGAGUCACUUUUAUUUCAAAAAGCAGUUAAAUACAAUAAAAAAAACAAAAUCAUUACACAGUUGGCAUUGAGUGUGGAAACUAAGCAGAGGUCCGUUUGAUUUGUGUAGAUAUUCUUGGGUAUGUUGGACCCGCACGAGAAGAAGGGAAGGGGUACAAAUGGUACAUAGACGAGCGUUAAAACACAGUUUGUUCCAUCAUGGCUACAUUACUGGAACGGAUGGUUUUCCUACAAAAAGUGCCCACACUCAUGCGUGCAACAGCAGAUGACGAAUCGCCCUGUCCUGGUUAUAUCUUUGAGGAAAUCAUCAAAAUUUCCCAUGAGUCAGUGGGAUGCUGCCAGUGUCUUCUGGAGUACCUCUUGGAGCGACUGCAGGUGAAGUCCUGCCAUGUCAAACUCAAGGUCCUGAAGAUCCUCUUGCACCUAUCUAGCCAUGGACCACCUCACUUCCUCACAGAGCUACGGCGGAAUGCUACUUUUAUACAGGAAGUAAUUGUCUACAGCGGGCCCCCAGACCCCGUCCAUGGGAAUGCGCCCUUUCAGAAAGUUAGAAGCUCGGCUCAGAAGUUGGCUACCCUUCUCUUUAAUGAUACCAUGUCCCCAGAUUCUGCACUCUCUCCAUGUAAAAGAGUAACAACUUCCAUGGGAAUGGGCUCAGAGUCACACAGGCCUGGCAUGCAGGGGUUUGGAUACAGCCCAGGAAGAAAAGAGUCUAGUGGAGGGACUCUGUUGGACAAGAUUCAGAAAGCUGCCGUAGUGGUUGCCAGCGCUGUCCUUCCUCCAACAGAGCAUCCUGGAAUCCGUCUCCACGACAACCACUACCACGCUGUAGUGGCGCCCUCUGCUACUGUGGAGAUGGCAAUGCCAGCAUGUGCCUACAACAUCCAAUCCCACAGCCACAGAGCGUAUCACAGGUGUCCAGGACAGGCUGGUGGAGGCUGGGAGGAAAUGGACAGUGGGAACAGCUCCUCUCACAACUUCUCCCAGGAGAAUACUCCAGUCAGCCAGUCCUCAGUGGGCAGAAGCAGUAAGUCGGGUGGCUCGGGCAGCCACUCAGGGGCAAGUCGGGAGAGCGGCGACCUACCAGAGCAUGUGGAGGCCAUGCAGUUUGGGGACUGUGGUCAGGAAAUGGCACUUAUCAACAGUUUGAUCAGUGGCUCCAAAGUCUUCUUAUCCAGAGAGGAGAGCCAGCACUUCAUCAAAGAAUGUUCCACUCUGAACUGUGAGGUGGUUGUUGAACUUCUUUCUCGCAAACUCCAGGAUCACACCCAAAUUGUCCAAAUGAGGGCGUUGUGUGCUCUUGCCUGCCUGAUGUCUUCAGACUUCCUCUCUCUAGACCACAUUUUCAAUAUCACACACAAACGCCUUGCACAACUUAGUGAAGGAACAACAGGGCCUGUUGCCAACAAGGCAGCCAAGCUCCUAAGGCAGUUUGUGGCUUUGCUUGGUUGUGUUACGAAUCACGGGUGUGACCGUGCAGCGUCAUCCCGCUCCGUAGUCUCACAGCAGCCCACCGAAUCUUUGACCAACCUCAUCCCUCCAGGAACAUUUGGAGAAACAGCAAUCUCUAUAAUCCUUUCAGAAAAGUCACUUCAUGUGAAAGGUGAACAAGCAGAGGAGGAAAACAGACCCACGGAUAGCUCCAGGGUCCCAGAACCUCCCAGACUGACGCUCUUCAGUGGAAUGGAGCUGGUGAACAGAAGCAAACCUGUAUGUUUGGUUGAACCUGUUCUUGUCGAGUCAAAUGGCCAGACAGGUGUGGUGGCCACUACAGACACAGACUGUGUGACUGAGAAAAGCUUUGAGAGAACUGCAGGGUCACCCACAUCUACUGCUAGUGAACCUGAGCAUUGCAGUGAGCAAGUGUCUGCGUUCUCCUUCCUCAAUCUCUGAUGCCAACUU
Molecule: messenger RNA, 2066 nt
Organism: Myxocyprinus asiaticus (Chinese sucker)
Lineage: Eukaryota; Metazoa; Chordata; Actinopteri; Cypriniformes; Catostomidae
Gene: tepsin
Product: TEPSIN adaptor related protein complex 4 accessory protein
Exons: 13
Coding region: 363-2057 (564 amino acids)
Cellular component (GO): trans-Golgi network membrane
Source: RefSeq, a predicted model, not a curated record